UGUGGUUUGACAUGUUGAAUUGACAGCGGAAGGCAAGGGCCGGCUAGGGGAAGAAUUUAUUUUAUUUCAGAAUCAGAAUGAAUCAAGAAGGCGUACUUGCUAGUUGCGCCGUUUGCAACCAGCAAACCCAUCGAAGGUGCGCUCGCUGUCUUAACAUUUAUUAUUGUAACACAGAACAUCAACGGCAGGAUUGGAAAAGACAUAAAAGUGAAUGUGCACCGAAGUUACAAAAACAGGAUCAGCGCAACGACAAAUCUGGCGAACAUUCCUCGCAUAUCCAAGAUAAACUAAAGAUAGAGAAUGAGGAGAUCAUAGCAAACACUCUAGUGAAUAGUGAUAAAAAAGAACAAGCGCCACAAACUGGUAGUGAAGUGAGACGUUUAAAAAAAGCCAAAAACAAAUCCCUCAAGAAGGAGGGUAGUGACAUUGUUAGUGAUAAGAAACCCUCGCAAAUACAGAGUGACAACAGUGACAGUUCGAGUCAAAACAAAUCCAAUAAGGACAAUAGUGUUAUAUCUAGUGUAGUGUACACAAAUAAAGACUUAACUAAAGUGAGUGCCAUAACUCACGAGGGCUCCUCGGAGCAGGAGAUACUGAGCGAAACAGCCCAGCAGUUGAAUGCUGAUUUAUCUGAAGCAGGUACAUCAAAUGUUUUGAAAGCUGUGAACAGGACAGAGGUGAAAAUGCCCUCAAUACCGAGUGAACAGCCGAUAAAGAUGAAAGAAUACCCUGAAGCCUCACUCAAAGGGAGCUCAGCGCCGUUCAAUAACAUAAUGAACAGUUACGACAUGGACCCCAGCGACCCUUGCUACGGCCUGUGUCAAAGAGUGAUAAAAGACAUGACUCAAUAUGGAGUGUGUGUGUUAAAUAACUUCCUUGGUAAAGAGCGAGGACUCUUAGUUUUAAAAGAAGUGUUAGAAAUGCACAGAUCAGGGAUUUUCACAGCAGGUCAGCUAGUCUCAAAUCCAGGCAGCACAGAAGCACAGACGAUACGAAGUGAUCGCAUCACGUGGAUCGACGGCAAGGAACCCCACUGUUACCACAUAGGACAGCUUAUUAGUCAAGUAGAUAACAUAAUUCUAAAAGCAAACAAGAUGGUCAACAACGGCAAGAUGGGCAAUUACAGCAUCAACGGAAGGACGAAGGCUAUGGUGGCGUGUUACCCUGGCUCAGGCAGCCACUACGUCAAACACGUGGACAACCCCAACAAAGACGGGCGCUGCAUCACCGCGAUAUACUACCUCAACCUCGACUGGGACGUCAAGCGAUGUGGCGGCUUGCUCAGGGUGUUCCCGGAGGGUACAAACCAAGUAGCAGAUAUAUCGCCCAUAUUUGACAGAAUGCUGUUCUUCUGGUCCGACAGGCGGAACCCACAUGAAGUGCAACCUGCAUACGCGACGAGAUACGCGAUAACGCUAUGGUAUUUCGACGCCUACGAAAGAGAAGAAGCGCUUAAAAAGUAUAAACGCGUACAGCCUUCGUCGAGCAAGUGAUGGUGGAUGCGGCGAGGCUUCGUCUGCCUCUAGCGAACCGGCACUCGGCGGUGGCCUGUCAAAUGUGGACCUGCUACACGCAGCUCUGCCAUAUAUGGCCUCAAUUCAUCCCUUGUCAGUGAUUAGGGACAUACUCGGACAAGUCUACUUAUACUAUAAAUGCCAACAGAUCGAGGAUAAUACUUAUAAAACAUUACCUAUGAGUUUAGAUAGUGUUUUUUUUAAUUAAUUUCAAGUGAUUUAUUGUCUAUAGCUAAAAAUCGCGCUAUGCAUAAAAGUUUUAUAUACGCAAGAUAUAAUAUGCCAGAUCUGCUGGCCCUAAUCCAUACACAAUAAUCUGUCUUACUAUUACAAAACAAUGUAUAAAACGUCUACUUUUGAGUAAUCACAGUUCCUUGGCUUUUUUUUUUUAAUUUCCACGCAAAUCAUAUAUCUUUUGUUUACUGUAUGACUCUAUGUACAAUAUACCACUUGAUUUGUACUAUUUUCAUUGAUAUAUUUAUACUUUCACAACUUUGGCUCAAUUAUUACUGUAUUUGUGUAUUACUAAAGGUUGUAAAAGGGGGUACAACCCCCUAAAAUUAUAAUUAUCAAAGUCCAACAUGUCCUUACAAUUAUAAUUUUACUUAUGUCAAUAUUGACAAAAACAUUUUACAAAGAGUAACAAACAGCGUCCAAAAAAAAAUCAAAAGAAAUGAUAACUUAAAGGAGAUGGUCCAAAAUUGUAUGGAGCCCAGGAUCAGUCAUUGUACCCUGGCGGAAAUAAAAGAAGAUAUUUUUUUUAACUAUUUUUGAUUAUACAAAUCUACGAGUUUACUUUAAUUCUUUCGAAAUAAUAUUAAUUUUCUCCCAAGAAAUGCAACAUUAAUUUGGGUAAUAAUGGCGGAUAGAUGACGUUUUCAAUGCAUUAAUCGAUUUGACGUUUGCUGUCAAUUGUCAUAUCAUAGUUGCUCUAUGGGCGCCAUCUUGACAUGACUCUAAAACUUGUGAUUUUAUUUAUUUCUUUUUAUUUAGUUAGAUUUAUUCACUUUAGUAAAUUUUAAUAAAAUCCUUGUAAUUUUUAAAUUUUAAUGAUACGUGGUACAAGAGUGGACCUGAAAUGGACCAUCUCCUUUGCUGUCGUAUGUGAGAGAAAGGAAAGCAAAACAGUGGCGCUGUAACGCGUUACGUUACGUUACCCUCCCAUAAGAAAUUAUCACUUCAAAAAAAAGUUUAUAACGUGCCGCAUUUAUUGAGUCCGUAUUAAUAUUGUAAUAAAUGUGAAAUAAUAGAUAUUUAAAUACAUAAAUUGUGUAAUAUAUGUUUGUUUAUAUGACAAGAGUCUUAGUAUAAGGAGUUAAGUGCAUUUUAAAGGUAAUUUUUGUUCAUACCACCACUGGUAUUAUUAUGGCUAUAAGGGCCAGUUUCGUCACCCUUUGAUAAGUGUUAAAUAAUAUAACAAUGAAGUUUCCUAACGAUGUUUUUCCUUCACCGUUUGAGAAACGUGAUAUUUAAUUUCUUAAAAUGCACACAACUGAAAAGUUGGAGGUCCGGAUUCGAUCCUACGCCCUCCGAAUCGAAGGCAGAGGUCAUAUCCAUGGGCUAUCACGUCUCUUUAUAGUAUAUAGAUAUACUUUAAGUUGUGUAUUUAUUUUUUUCAACAUAACUGUACAUAUUGAAAAUAGAUACUUACCAUAAAUACAGCCAUUAUAAAUAAAUAUAUGUAUAAUUCCAAAUAUGGCUGAAUUUACCAUAAAUACUUUGCCAGUAUUUAAUAAUAGCUUAUUGUUUACAGUUUCGAAGCUCGAGCUUCGAAAACAAUUAUAAAACAAGUUGAUUGCAUCAUCACUUACCAUCAAAUUAGAUGAUUGUGGUUAAGGGAUAACUAGUAAAUAAUAAAAAAGUCUGCUUUACAGUUUCGAAGCUCGAGAUUCGAAGCUUCGAAAACAAUUAUAAAGAAGAUUUACAAAGUAUGAUGUUUGUGGUAAUAAUAUUAAAUAAUGGGAGUCAAAAUGUCCCAUAAUAUGUAAAUUGUUUUACCCUUACAAUAUUAUAGAGUGAUCAAUUUGCCUAACUAAGACUAACAACAAUAUCUUGUGAACACAAAAUCGACCAAUAGCCGCAAACAGCAGAUAUCGCUCUUUUUCGUUGAUAUAGGACGAAGGAGAUAGCGAUAUUUCCGGUUCGGCUCAUUCAUUUUGCUUCACGUGAUUUCUGUGAGUCCUAGAAAUAUAAAACCUCUAUUGGGGGGACCACAAGUAUUUUCAAUCUGUGCUUAAUAUGCGAAUGAGUGAAAUUACUUCUUUUUUUCGCAACAUGGCGACGAUUUUUAUUUUUCUGUAAGGCUAACAUGCGACAAACGUGAGUCUCUUGCACAGAAAUAGACAGUUUUUUUUGCGUUAUCUGUUGUUUUUGGUUAAAAGAGACGGGACUGGGACAACUCCGCCGCCAUUGGACGAAAUUUUGUCUAUUUAUCUCCACUUGGUCGCAUGCUAGGUCAAGCUAUACGUACCGUGUUUGUGUUGUGCGUAUGAAGUUGCAAAUGACAUUUAAAUGUUUCAUCUUGCGCUCAUUCAUGGAAAAAGUCCUGUCAAAUUAAAAAAAAAUCCAUAUAGCAGAGCGAAUUUACCAAUUGUGUGUAAAAAAAAUAUAGUAUUGAAUUUUAUACAAAAAUGUAGUUAGACUAUGUAUAAAUAUGUGUAUAAUAAAUAUUAAACAUACUAUUAAUUCUGAAUAAUAUAGGCUAGACUAUAGUAUAUUUUGAUAAGUAAAGUAAGCUGAAUAGAGAGGACAUGGGUUCGAUUCUUAGCUUGGCUCAGUUUCGGAUUUAAAGAUUUCUAAAUUGGCUCAGGUCUGGUCUGUUACCACCCUACCGGUAAAGACGUAUGCGAUUUAGCGUUCGGGUACGACGUCGUGUAGAAACCGUAAGGAGUGUGGAUUUUCACCCUACUCCUAACAAGUUAGCACGCUUUUAUCUUAGAUUGCAUCAUCAAUGAGAUUGUAGUCAUGGGCUGACUUGUAAAUAAUUAAAAAAAAAAGUAUGCCUAUUUAUUCAGAAUUAUGAGUACCGCACAUUAGAUUAAAUUCUAAUUAUACUAGUUAUUACCUAUUUGUAACAAAUAAUAAUUUAAUUUAGAUUAUAGUAAAACUUAUGAGAAGAGUUUUUAUUAUAUAAUUUUGUGAUUUUAUAAACUUGUUAUAAACAUGAGAAAUACAGUAAAAUACAUGUGUUUAUUUAUUUGUUUUUACUAUUGAAAAUAAUUCAAGUGAUUUCAAGUCAUAAAUUAAUUUUGUGGACACAGCUGUGUAUUAAAAUAUUUCUUUUUCAA
Messenger RNA from Bicyclus anynana (squinting bush brown), 4801 nucleotides. RefSeq names its product egl nine homolog 1 (gene Hph). NCBI's taxonomy places the organism in Eukaryota, Metazoa, Arthropoda, Insecta, Lepidoptera, Nymphalidae. Gene Ontology annotation, biological process: cellular response to hypoxia; peptidyl-proline hydroxylation to 4-hydroxy-L-proline. The record is from RefSeq and is a predicted model, not a curated record. Gene Ontology annotation, cellular component: cytoplasm; nucleus. Gene Ontology annotation, molecular function: ferrous iron binding; L-ascorbic acid binding; peptidyl-proline 4-dioxygenase activity. The transcript is spliced from 7 exons. The coding region runs from base 78 to 1493 and encodes 471 amino acids.